AAAAAUUGUGUUAUUCACUCCAGCCAAAAACAUUCAUCCAAACGACGCAUACUAUAUUCUUGCAGGCGGCUUUAUAAUACUUCUUAUACGAUUUUUAAAUUUUGGAUUUAUUAUCUACGGAACCCAAUGAGAUGUGCUGCAAUGCCAACCGCCAGAUAUUAUGCGUCUUUAUCGGAGUAUUGGCGAUACUGAUAGCAACAUUAUGUUUAGGAUUCACGUUUUACCGGCUAUGCACGACUGGUAUAAGCCAUUGGGAGGAGGCGUCUCUGGUAGCCUGGGUUUCCAUUAUUUUGGCAGCGAUACCUCUUAUUAUAGGAGCAAUAAAAGAAAUUCCCUAUCUUUUGGUGAUUUGGAUAGUAGUCGCAAUAAUUAGCGGUGUCUCUCUGCUAGUUAUUCAAAUAGAAAUAUUUAAAAGCUUUUUUAAUACGGACCCUGAUACAGCCUUUCAUAUUCUCGGUGGUAUGGUCAUUAUAGUUUUCGUAUUAUUGAUCAGCUGUUUUAUAUACUUCCCAUAUACAUAUGCGCGUGAGCUGGAAGGAGAUUAAUACGCAUAAAUUAAAUGAAUCUAAACAAGGUUUUUGUUUUACUUAUUUAUUUUGAACACAUAUUUUUACUGCUUUAGGGAUAUUUAUUGUAUGAUGCUAGUUGCUUCUAUCAGUAGAGGCAUAAACUGUAAUACACAGUGACUAGGACUUAAAUUUCAAACAAAAUUAUCAGAUUGAAACAAUUUUUUGUAUAUUUUAAUUGUUUAAAUCAAAUGUGGUUUCUUGUAGAUAUAUGUGUUAUACUUUA
Drosophila sechellia is the source of this 792-nucleotide messenger RNA. RefSeq lists its product as uncharacterized. Bases 132 to 545 code for a protein of 137 amino acids. The record is from RefSeq and is a predicted model, not a curated record. The transcript is spliced from 5 exons. Lineage: Eukaryota; Metazoa; Arthropoda; Insecta; Diptera; Drosophilidae.